Branchiostoma floridae (Florida lancelet) is the source of this 2306-nucleotide messenger RNA. Its product is annotated as angiopoietin-4-like. Bases 585 to 1673 code for a protein of 362 amino acids. The transcript is spliced from 4 exons. The record is from RefSeq and is a predicted model, not a curated record. Gene Ontology annotation, molecular function: protein binding. NCBI's taxonomy places the organism in Eukaryota, Metazoa, Chordata, Leptocardii, Amphioxiformes, Branchiostomatidae.
AUGUCAGAGGAAGCCCCUGUCAGUAGUGUGUGUGCUGUGAGCAGAGUUGGACCACUUCUCUGUGGGCUGUGUGGAGCACCUGUCUUACCACAAAAACAGCAGGCACUACACGCACAGGGGCACUUUUAUACUGAGCACAGGGAGAACUACAGGCACAGGGGCACUUUUAUACUGAGCACAGGGAGCACUACAGGCACAGGGGCACUUUUAUACAGAGCACAGGGAGUGUGGCUGCCACAGAACCAAGGCUGUCUGGAUUUAGGACCUUGAACAACUGUGGCAAGGAACUUCAUGCCUGGAGCAGAACCUAGCAGAGAUAAGCAACUUUGCUGAGACUGAGGGCUCUUUCAUUCAGAAGGUAAGGACAAGCUCCCCACAUGGUGCCAGGGAAUUAGUUCUGGCAGGACAAGGGGCUGGACAACAGCAGGGUCUUCCACAGGCAAGUAGGGCAGGCCAACACUGGGUCUCUAACCGCACACCGGGUGGUGAGUCACGACCUCAGAAGAGGAGAUUGAAGGGGUAAAUCUUGGCGGACUUUUUCAUUGUGAUAGAAGGUGGCAGUGGCAUUGCCUGGACCUGACAUCAUGCUGGCUGUGUGCAAGGUUGUGGUGCUCUUCAGCAAUAUUUUAUUGUUGGUCGGACAGAACAGUGCUCGGGCACAGAACAGAGUGGAUGUACUGAGGGGUCAACAGUGCACCCAGGUCUGUAACACACAGGCUCAGAGUGGUGCCUGCAGCUACACAUUUGUGGUGCCCAAAAACGAGAGGGACUCGUCUUGCCAAAGUUCGCCAUCCGCCCAGAUCCUGACUGAGAUGAAGAGAGACGUCAAGAAGACGUCGGACAAGACAAACCGUCUACGGCACCAGUUUAGCCGGUACCGCGAAGACCGACAACUCUGGAGCGCAAACAUGCACAAGGACAUGGUGAACGCCACAGCUAUGAUGGAGAUCCGUUCACUUGAACAAGACGUAAAAGUGAAAAACCUCGAGAUCCAGCUCCUAAACCAGACCCUGGAGCUGGAGCGUCUGAAAGGGAAGAACCGAGAGUUGGAGGAGGUUGUGGUGAUGAGCGAGUUUGAGCUGAUUCAGCUGAGAGGUGUACGCCAGACAGUCGAUCAUCUUAACGAGGUUGUCACCACCCUGCAGACCAGGCUUAACGAGGUUUCACAACUCCUCACAGGCCAACUGCAGGAGAUGCUUGGAGGGCAGCUUGGCAUCAGACCCCCUGGUGGCUUCCCCCCUCCCCCUGGGGCGUUCUCCGCACAGCCCCAGUCUGCCUUUUCCGCUGCUCGCCAAACCAAGAUGUACGGCAGCAUCCCGCCGCAGCGGAUCGGCUUUGACAAAAUCUUCGUGAACGAGGGCGGGGACUUCCAUUCUGGGAACGGCACGUUUGUGACCAGAGUUCCUGGGGUCUACUUCUUCACUUUCACCAUUCAGUCUUACGAUGGGAAGUUUGCCAACAUCGCACUGGUGCAGAAUGGAAAAGAACAGGUGACCUUGUACACAGAGGACGAUGACAGAAACAUCAUGCAGAGUCAGAGCAUCAUGCUGCACCUCGCUACCAACGACAAAGUCUGGCUGCAGCUCGACGGAGGAACACACCACGCCAUCCUCAGUUUCCAUGACAACCGCAUCACGUUCAGCGGAUAUCUGGUCUACGCUAAGUUAAGUUAGAAUUGCGAUGGUAUGGGGAGAGGGGGAAUUUAAGGGCUGUGGUGUCACUGUACUUAUUGAGACAAUGUCAAUAGUUUACAUUUGUAUUGUGAAAUUGUUAAAGGGGCAUUCCACUCCAGAUUUGACUGUUACUUUCUGAUAGAUAUUAAUUGUAGGAAGUGACAAAUGUAUGCUAGGUAACAUUAUACGAUAGAGUACCCAUUAGCCCCACGCCCAUCAAAAAGCAUUCAGUCUUCUACAAAACUCUCCAAGUACCCUCUAAUUAAAUCAAUCAAUCUCAGCCUAUGGCUGAAUACAAUGUGCCUGACAAUGCCUGACUUAAGUUUGGUUACAAAGCUUAUUUCAGGGGCACUAAGAAAAAGAGGACUUGUUAUGUGUUCUUUGAUAUCUUGUGAACAAUUCACCUUCUUGGUUUGCUAAGCGCCCCUCAUUUAUGCCGAAAAUAUUCACGAUAAAGGAAGUGUCUACACGUAUAGGGAAUACAUGGGUAUGGUCUGCAUGGGUUUAGUGAGUGUCAUAUUGUUUUACAAACACAUGUUGCGUAAUUCGCAACAAGUGGAAUUCCACCAAAGGUCGGCUGAUCAUGUAUUAAUUGAUACAUUAUCUAUUGGAAAAUAACACUCCCUUCUGGAG